UGCCCUCCGACCACCACCUUUCCCUUCUCUUCCCCUUCAGAUGGCUGUCCAGCUGAACAAAAUUCUGUUUAGCUCGCGUCUGCGACACGUCUAUGACGCCUGGAAUAAUGCCAGCGCGAACGAUGAUUACGGAUCGUUAGCCAGCACAGACGCACUUCUCUUUGCUGCAGGAGACCCCGCGGGCGAGGAUGAGCCUAUCCGAAAAGGCACCGCUUUCCAGACGUGGUUAUUGGGUUAUGAGUUCCCAUCAACGUUCAUACUGUUCGAGAAAGAUAAAAUCUGGUUUCUUAGCUCCAUGAAGAAAGCAAAAAUUCUGGCCCAAAUACAGAAUGCUAACACACCCGUUCCCGUCGAGGUUCUCGCCCAAGCGAAACCGAACGAGCCCCCUACAGAUGCUUUACCGAAGCUGGUCGAACGGUUCACCUCUCAUCAACGUGUCGGCACUCUCCUCAAAGAAUCGCAAUCGGGGAAACUCGUCAAUGAGUGGAAUCAGGCGACAGCCGAAUCAUCGUCAAAACCGGAGAUGUUGGAUAUAGCGCCUGCAGUAGCCACUCUCCUGGCUGUGAAGGAUGAGGAAGAGCUCAAAAUCAUCCGCACCGCCGCUAAUCUUACUUCGACACUCAUGACUCAUCAUAUAGCAGUAAAAUUGGAGACUAUCCUGGACCGAGAAGCCAAAAUAUCCCAUGAACAAUUUGCCGCACAAAUUGAGAUGCGCCUGGGGUCCGGUGAAGGCGAUAAAGCAAAAGGUCCCGAUAUGAAAGUAUGGAGUAAAGGUCGCCUGACAGACGUCGACUGGCAGUCGACAGAGUUCUGCUAUUCCCCAAUCAUCCAAUCUCGAUCUUCCAGUUCUGGCUAUGACUUACGAUUCACUGCUGAGUCGACUGAGGAUAACAUCGCUCACGAAGGUGUCAUCUUAGUGUCCGUGGGCAUGCGGUAUAAGGGAUACUGCGCCAACUUGGGGAGGAGUUUCAUUGUCAAUCCGACCAGGGAGCAAGAGGCUAUCUACGGCUUACUAGUAUCCUUACAGACGUCACUACUGUCAUUCAUCAAAGAAGGUGUGACGGCCCGAGACGUCUACCAGCAUGCACUCUCUUUCGUAAAGGAGAAGAAGCCCGAGCUGGAGAAGCACUUUGUGAAGAACAUUGGAUUCGGAAUUGGCAUGGAAUUUCGCGAUUCCACCUAUCUCAUUUCUCCCAGAAAUGGCCGGCCGCUGAAGGCGGGGAUGACAAUCAACCUCGUUCUGGGAUUCUCAGAACUUCAAGAGGAUGGCGGAAAGAAAUACGCUCUCCAACUUGCUGAUACGAUCUUGGUUAACCAAGAGAAGAGCACGCUGCUGACCGAAGGAGUCAAGGCACCCAAAGAGACAUUAUUCUUCCUUAAUCCCGCCGACGGAGAUGAAGCGAAGCCUUCUGGCAAGGAGGCCAAGAAGCCACCAGCAAAACCCGUGGCGAAUGGGCAUGGGUCACCUGUGAAGAACAAGACUGCCGGCGGGAAGGUGCUCCGUAACAAGACUCGGAGACAGGAGGAAGAGCUUCAGUCCACGCUGGCUCGGAUAAUGGAACACCAGCGCGAAUUGCAUGCACAGCUUCAAGCGGAAGGACUAGCCAAGUACUCCGAAGGCGGAGGAGGCUCUGGUGGUAAAGAAGGCAAGACUUGGAAACGAUUCCAGAGUUACAAGGGAGAAAUUGCUCUACCUCGAGAGGUUGAAAAUCUGCGCAUUUAUGUCGAUCGCAAGGCGCAGACCGUCAUCCUCCCUGUCUAUGGUUUCGCUGUUCCGUUCCACAUCAACACUAUCAAAAAUGUCAGCAAGAAUGACGAAGGUGACUAUACGUACCUACGCAUCAACUUCCAAACGCCUGGUCAACUGGCAGGUAAGAAGGAAGAUACGCCCUUCGAAGAUCCAGAUGCGUCGUUCAUACGUUCCAUGUCUUACCGGUCUGCGGAUGGACAUAGAUUUGACUCAAUCGCGAAGCAAAUCACAGACUUGAAAAAGGAAGUGAACAAGCGCGAGCAACAAAAGAAGGAAAUGGCGGACGUCAUUGAGCAAGACACCCUGGUAGAGGUCAAGGGUCGCCGACCACAGAAGCUUCCGGAAGUUUUUGUACGACCAGCCCUGGACGGCAAGCGUUUGCCGGGGGAGGUGGAAAUCCAUCAGAACGGUCUGCGAUACCAGUCACCUGCUAGUUCGCAGAAGUUAGAUGUGUUGUACAGUAAUAUCAAGCAUCUGUUCUUCCAGCCAUGCGAUCACGAACUGCUUGUCAUUGUCCACAUUCAUCUCAAGGCGCCGAUCAUGAUUGGCAAACGCAAAGCCUGGGACGUGCAAUUCUUCCGCGAAGCCUCUGACGUCCAGUUCGACGAGACAGGAAAUCGGAAACGAAAGUACCGGUACGGGGACGAGGACGAAAUUGAGAUGGAGCAGCAGGAGCGAAAGCGGAGGCAGAUGCUCAACAAGGAGUUCAGAAUGUUCGCCGAAAAAAUCGCCGAGGCUGCGACUGCAUCGACCGGUGACACGCUAGAACCUGACAUUCCGUUCCGAGAGCUGUCCUUCGAGGGCGUGCCGUUCCGGACGAAUGUCCGACUGCAGCCCACGACGGAGUGCCUUGUGUACCUAUCAGAUCCACCAUUCCUCGUUGUCACUCUGAGCGAGAUCGAGAUUGCAUCACUAGAGCGUGUGCAGUUCGGCCUCAAGCAGUUCGAUCUGGUCCUCAUCUUCAAGGAUUUCACGAAACCUCCUCUCCAUAUCAAUUCGAUUCCGAGCGCGCAGCUCGAUGAUGUGAAGAACUGGUUAGACUCGGUCGAUAUCCCGCUCAGCGAGGGCCCCGUCAAUCUUAACUGGGGACCCAUCAUGAAGACGAUCAACGAGGACCCCUAUGAUUUCUUCCAGCAAGGCGGAUGGAGUUUCCUGGGCGGUGCCACGGGCGGCGAGAGCGACAAGGAGGAAUCCUCGGAGGAAGAGUCCGAGUACGAGGAGGAGCCGGCGGAGUCUGAUUACUCCGAGAGCGAGGACGAGGAGAGCGACUACGGCGACUCUGCUGGGAGCGACGAGGGCAGCGGGUCUGACUUUGACGACGACAGUGACGGGGACGAUUGGGACGAACUGGAGCGCAAGGCGGCGAAGUCGGACCGAAAGCGCGCGGAGGAGGGACGUGGGGCAGACUCUGACGAUUCGGACGCGAAGCCGAAGAAGAAGGCGCCUGCGAAGACGAACGGGAAGAGCAAGGCGCGGCGUUGAAUCUUUGUGUCGAGUACGCGUCGGCGUGGCUGUUUGGGAUUUACUGUAUCUUUAUCGUAGCUGUCUUCAUAUGCUAUCUCGUUUUGACUGCGUUAUGCUCGUCAGAGGUGUGGACGGGAACACUGCCGUGC
Messenger RNA from Gloeophyllum trabeum ATCC 11539, 3363 nucleotides. RefSeq names its product SPT16-domain-containing protein. Gene Ontology annotation, biological process: transcription elongation by RNA polymerase II; positive regulation of transcription elongation by RNA polymerase II. Gene Ontology annotation, cellular component: FACT complex. The record is from RefSeq and is a predicted model, not a curated record. Bases 41 to 3232 code for a protein of 1063 amino acids. Gene Ontology annotation, molecular function: nucleosome binding. The transcript is spliced from 16 exons. Lineage: Eukaryota; Fungi; Basidiomycota; Agaricomycetes; Gloeophyllales; Gloeophyllaceae.